ACGCAGAAGCCACAUUAAUUUAAUUGUUCAUUUUCCGGAAACUAAAGGCAACCCGCAAACAGAAGCGAAAAGCCACUGACAGCGAUAAGCGAUAAGCAUUUUCUACUUUUAUACAAAGCCGUAAAGAAACCUCAGAACAAUGACGGAUCUGCGCAACGAGAUGGACAGCGACCUGGACCAGAACUACUCGCUGAACAGCAACGCCGACCCCAAGAAUAUGCAGGAGCUGACCAUAUACGUACAAAAUCUGUUGCAGAAUGUGCAGGACAAGUUCCAGACGAUGUCCGACCAGAUAAUAACGCGCAUCGACGACAUGGGCAACCGCAUCGAUGACUUGGAGAAGAGCAUUGCGGAUCUGAUGAAUCAGGCCGGGAUCGAGGGACAAGGCCCGGAAAAAUGAGACCCGUAGUUUGUGGGCCGGCAAAGCCUCCAUACAGCCACGCCCAGUAUCCACUGGGCAUCGCAGAUGCAAAUCCUCCCAUUAGUAAACAUCGAAAGCACCUUAGGCACCCAGUCACCUACGAAUCAAAUUUACAAUUCCAGACUUGCAUGUUCAUUUUAUCUCCCCCGGCACCCGGUUGCUCCAUAAACACACAUUUGCUCAUCUGUUUAUUGCGUAGUUUUAAGUUUCCCCCCUCCAGAGAGGGAAUCAUCAUAAUUUGUAAGUAACGUAAUAUUUUUGUGAGCAUAGGGGCGAAUUAUUUAGAAAUAUUGCCGUUUUUAGUUUCUAUUUAUAA
This is a messenger RNA of Drosophila kikkawai, 737 nucleotides long. RefSeq names its product heat shock factor-binding protein 1. NCBI's taxonomy places the organism in Eukaryota, Metazoa, Arthropoda, Insecta, Diptera, Drosophilidae. The record is from RefSeq and is a predicted model, not a curated record. Gene Ontology annotation, cellular component: cytosol; nucleus. Gene Ontology annotation, molecular function: transcription corepressor activity. Gene Ontology annotation, biological process: cellular heat acclimation.